GCCUGAUUUACUGCGAUGCGUAAUACCAAGACCUGAAAGCUGUGCAUGCAAAAGCGACGAUGCUCACUGUAUCCAGAGCCUAUAAUUGUAGGGUCCUGGAAAAAGAAGAAAGAAAACAUACACUGGUUCGUCCAUACUAACAUAGAGUUACUUUUCAGAUCGUGUUCAGAAUGGCUCCAAGGACCGAACAAUUGGAAGCACCGCAAGUGAAGUUGGAGAAUUUGACGGAAGAAGAGCAGUUCAUUCAGGAGAAAUUAAACAGUUAUGCAAGAUCCAUCUCUACUUUCAAAUACCCGUUUGCAAUUCCGCCACCAUUCCCCCCAGCAAAACCAAAUUUGGCUCUCUCUACUCAAGUGAAUAAAAUGAAGCAGACAGCCAAUGAAGCCUUCAAGCGGAAAAGGUUUGAGGAAGCUAAAAAGUUAUACACUCUUGCUUUACAAUUAGCACUCAAUCGUUGCUCUUGGGAACCUGCAGUGCUGACUCGUGAAGAAGUAAGCACUAUGCUCUGUAACCGUGCAGCAACUGAACUAUCGCUCUCACAGUUUCCUGAGGCAUUGGCGGAUGCAAAUGCUUCCUUGAAGAUCCGUAAUAAUUACGGAAAAUGCUAUUAUCGGAAAGCAAAGGCUUUAGAGGCGAUGCAUCGAAUGGACGAAGCAAAGCAAGUUGUUCGAGAUGGGUUGGUUUUAGCUGAACCUAUUACUAGAAAUGAGCUCGUUUCUUUAUGGGCUACUUAUACUAAAGAAAAUUAAUGUCCUUUCCUUUGCAUCCUGUAACCCCAUUUCUUUCCUUUCCUUCCCUUCCCUUUCUUAUGGUUCUCUUAUUAUUCUUCCAAUGAUGGUUUACUAAUACUACCCUUAUAGUUAGAUCUCUUAUCCUCUUUCUUUUCAAUAAAAGGUCGAUGGUGUACAUUCUAUUCAAUCAUCAGUUAUCUCGUACAUGAAAAAAUAUCAUCAAAACUAUAUCCUCCUUUUUGACCACAUGAAUUUGCUUAAAAUUGAUUUUAUUGAAAAUUAUAUAAAAACAAUAAUUUGAAAAUUUCCUUCCUGCUUUCCAAUCCAUAUGUAUAUAUUUAUAUUACUUUUUUACCCAUUAAGACCAUAUAUAUAAACCAAUCUUUCAUUUCAUCACCC
Schizosaccharomyces cryophilus OY26 is the source of this 1130-nucleotide messenger RNA. RefSeq names its product ER protein translocation subcomplex subunit Sec72. Gene Ontology annotation, molecular function: protein binding. Bases 171 to 749 code for a protein of 192 amino acids. The transcript has a single exon. Lineage: Eukaryota; Fungi; Ascomycota; Schizosaccharomycetes; Schizosaccharomycetales; Schizosaccharomycetaceae. The record is from RefSeq and is a predicted model, not a curated record.